Messenger RNA from Clupea harengus (Atlantic herring), 1041 nucleotides. RefSeq names its product serine/threonine-protein kinase Nek5. Gene Ontology annotation, molecular function: protein kinase activity; ATP binding. Gene Ontology annotation, biological process: protein phosphorylation. The transcript has 11 exons. The record is from RefSeq and is a predicted model, not a curated record. NCBI's taxonomy places the organism in Eukaryota, Metazoa, Chordata, Actinopteri, Clupeiformes, Clupeidae. Bases 124 to 1041 code for a protein of 305 amino acids.
UGAUCCACUGUGCACUGCCGUUUUCCUCUAGUAGUUGGAUUGGACUACCACAUUGUACCUCGAACAAAACCAGCAAAGUAAACAUGGUAUUCGGUGGUCACUCAACUUUAAUGUAGCCGCGCGAUGAACAACUACGAGCUGCUGCGGCAGAUCGGCCAGGGCGCGUUCGGGAAGGCUCUCCUGGCGAGGGCGCGAGGCGACGGCGGCGGUGUGUGUGUGGUGAAGGAGGUCAACCUGCGGAAGAUGUCUGCGCGGGAGAGAGAGGCCUCACAGAAGGAGGUUGUGCUGCUCUCUCACAUGAAACACCCCAACAUCGUCAGCUUCAUCACCGCCUUCCAGGAGAGUGUGUGUCUGUAUAUAGUAAUGGAGUAUUGUGACGGGGGAGAUCUGAUGAAGAGGAUUCAUAUGCAGAAAGGACAGCCUUUCACAGAGGAACAGAUCAUGGGCUGGUUUGUGCAGAUCUGUUUGGGACUGAAGCACAUCCACGACAGAAAGGUCCUGCAUAGGGACAUUAAAGCACAGAAUAUCUUCUUGGCACAUGGGGGCCUUCGAGUUAAGUUAGGGGAUUUUGGGAUCGCCAAAAGACUGAACAGGGACAUCUGGUCUCUAGGCUGUGUCCUAUAUGAACUCUGCACUUUAAAACAUCCGUUUGAAGCCUGCAGUCUCAGGCAAUUAGUGGCGUCCAUCUGUAGGGGGCGCUAUGCUCCUGUUCCCGCCCACUUCUCCACGGGUCUUCGACAGCUGAUUGGUCAGCUCUUUAAGGUCCGGCCCAGAGAGCGCCCAUCAAUCAACUCACUGCUCAAGCUACCAGUUCUGGAGUCUCGUAUUAAACAACACUUACCUACGGAGGUACUUGAGGAAGAGUUCAGUCACACAGUUCUUCACAAUCAGAGACCAGCAGAGUCCAACAGAUGCCCUCAGAACCAUGGAGCCCAGCCCAGAGCUCCAGAGAGGCCUCAGGUGAAGCCUCCAAGACCGGAGAGGAGAGAAGCGUUCCCCAACCCCAGAGAUGCCCCCAGGAUGUCUCUAAAUGUGUACUGA